CAGUGAGUUACGCUUGCCGUAUAAUUUUUCAUAUACUCUAUGACAAAAAGAUUACGUUAUAUCGGCAUUGGAUAUAGUCAUUGGUUGAUUGGUGAGACUCCAGAAGAAUUAUUACACUAAACGUGAACCCAUAUCAAACAUAUUAGGAAGGAACAUGGCUGCAGGGGACAGGAUAUUGAGCCUUGACGGUGGAGGUAUUCGAGGACUCAUUAUGCUCGAGAUCUUGGAUGCGAUCGAGCAGGAAGCAGGCACGCCUAUCAAAGACUUGUUUGACUGGAUUGGUGGUACAAGCACUGGAGGAAUUAUUGCGCUAGGUAUUGCGACGGGCAAAACAAUAUCUGAAAUUCAAAAAUUGUACUACGAACUGAAGGACAAAGUAUUCGAUCGCAUACUAGGUCUACCUAUAAGACCGUACGACACUGCACAGAUAGAAGAAUUGUGCAAACAAUAUUUUGGGAUAGACAGAGUAAUGACGGAUAUACAGCAUCCAAAGAUUCUGGUUACUGGAGUUUUAGCUGACCACAGUCCGUGGGAACUUCACAUGUUUCGUUCUUACAUGGACGGAUACGAGCCAGCAGCUGAAGGGUUUGAGCCUAUUCAACCACCCAAUAAGCAGCUCAUCUGGGAGGUAGCCCGUAGCACGUCUGCAGCCCCAACAUACUUUCGUCCGUACAAUCAGUACUUUGAUGGUGGCUUGUUGUCUAACAACCCUACCCUUGACGUUCUCACAGAAAUUCACAAAUUCAACACCACUGGACCAACGCCACAGCAAAAGACUGCAUCGGGCCGAUGUCUGAACGUGGUUGUUUCUCUUGGUUGCGGUCAUUCGCAAAGUAAACGUGUAGAGGUCCCAGAUUUUUACAUUCGCAAAAUAAAAGAAAGGUGCUGCUUUCAAAGAAAAAAGGUGCUUAAGGAUUUUUUGCAAUUCAUCAAUGAUGUCAUAGGACGGGCUUCUGAGGCGAAUGGGCCUCCUACGGAUCGUGCCAGAGCUUGGUGCGGGAUGAUGGAUGUACCGUUCUUCCGCUUGACCCCGCCCCUGUCAGAUGAUGUACCAAUGGACUGUACAAAUAAACAAAAGAUCAAAACGAUGGUUGAGGAAACGAAAGCCUAUAUCGAGGAGAAUAAAGCUACCAUAAAAAAGGUCGCGGAGCUUCUGACGAAAAAGUAG
Dreissena polymorpha is the source of this 1168-nucleotide messenger RNA. RefSeq names its product 85/88 kDa calcium-independent phospholipase A2-like. The transcript is spliced from 8 exons. Gene Ontology annotation, cellular component: mitochondrion. Gene Ontology annotation, biological process: lipid metabolic process; positive regulation of ceramide biosynthetic process. Bases 155 to 1168 code for a protein of 337 amino acids. The record is from RefSeq and is a predicted model, not a curated record. Lineage: Eukaryota; Metazoa; Mollusca; Bivalvia; Myida; Dreissenidae.